AUGGCGUGGGAUUGUCGAAGUUGCCGCCGAAAGAACAGGGGAAAUGCUUGGUACUGCGCGGGCUGUGGAAAGGCCUGGCAAGAAUACUACACGGAGACUUCAGAGGCACCGUGGAAGACCCAAGCAAGGAAUACAGUGUCGCCAAGGAGGAGGCAAUCACCACGGCGUCGCAGCGAGCCAGAGGCGCCAGAGAAAGGGGCGCACAAAGGCAAGGGCGGCAAAGGCCAGCACAAGGGGGCUGGCCCAGGAAAGCCGGAGCGAACAACGGGAGCUCCAGCUUUGAAAGACUUGCCGAACCCACCAACAGCGGCACCGCCGGCGCUACCUUCGGGGACGAAUCAAGCCGGGGGCAACGAAACCUCGCCGGCCUUCACGGAGCUUCUGGCGGCCCUCUCCAGCAACCGAGAAGAGUUGCCGGAGACGGUGAGAUUACUCGUGGACGUGCACCUCAACACCUCUCACAAGGCGGCGGCGAAGUCCCUGCAUCGUCUGGUUGCUUUGCAGUCCCAGGCCAAACAGGAGCUGAGCAAGGUCAGGAGGUCACGCGACGUUUUUCUUGGAGAAUGGUACAGCUAUGUGGAAAGUUUGGGCGACCUUCUCGAGAAGCAGCUGGCCACCAAGACAGAGACGAUGACAGCUUUUGCCACUGCAGAAGACAAGUGGCAGCAGCAGAUGAUUCAAGCAACAAGGUCGCUCGCAGCGGAAUCCAAAGCAUCCGGGGACGAGGAGACCAAAGGGGAAGUGGUGGACUUGGAUGCGGAGGAUGCGGAGAUGGAGGUCUCUGCCUUAGCCGAGGCGGAUGCACGCAAAGCAGAGGCCAAGGAAAGUGCCGUCCGGAAGGAAGAGGCGCUUAUCUCGGUUCUCCGGAAGGUCAAGGACGGCGCCAAGGAGGAGCUCGAUGCCAACGCCAGAGAGCGAACUCCACGUCGAAAGGCCAAAGAGGCCAAAGAGGCCAAAGAGCAAGAAGCUGGCUCGCAAUCCUCUUCGCCCCCUGCCUAA
Messenger RNA from Symbiodinium natans, 999 nucleotides. The record is from the annotation of a GenBank genome assembly. Lineage: Eukaryota; Dinophyceae; Suessiales; Symbiodiniaceae.